AUGACGCGACCCGCGACGACGAUCGCGCAGCUGAUGCUCAUCCGCGCGUGCCACGGCGAGGCGCUCCGCCGCCACAGCCUCGGCACCGCGCUCGGCUUGCGCACGCGGCGCGGAAUACUCACGGAUAUCCCCGCUAUAGUCGUCUUCGUUCCAAGGAAGGUGCACGAGGAGUGGCUGCUGCCGGCGCAGAAGCUUCCGAGGAAGCUGCAGGGGCCGGGCGGGUACGAGUGUGAUGUGGACGUGGUGGAACUGACCAAUCAGAGCGGCGGCAGCAGCAGCAGCAGCCCGGGCGCUGCGGGCCACGUGGCAGGUGACGUGGCAGGCGCGGUGGGAGUGGCAGCAGACGUAGCUAUUAUAGAUAACCCGCUGGUGGAGCAGCUGAGGGGGAGUGGCAGUAAGAUCGGGCCGGGGUCGCAGAUUGCAAGCGAGGAGGUGUAUGGAACGCUGGGAGCGAUUGUUAAAAAAGCCGGCAGGAGCAACAGCAGUGGCAGCAGUAGCGGUGGCGGUGGCGGCGGCGGCGGCGGCGGCGGCGGUGGCGGUGGCGGCGGCGGCGGCGGCGGCGGCGGUGGCGGCGGUGGCGGCGGCGGUGACCAUGGGAGGACGAGCGGCACUGGUGGGAUGAGCAGCAGUGUUGGUGGGAGCAGUGGUUGUCUUGGGCUAUUGUUCCGCUACAAGCUUUAUUCCUCCCCGUCUCCUCAGCCCCCCCCCCCCCCUUCCCAUACAACCUUCUCCCAACCUCCCUCUUCCCCCACUCCCGCACAUGGCCCAACACAUCUUCCCCUCAUCCCCUUGUCCCCGUUACAAGCAGACUCGUUUGUGCGCACUGACGGCGCGUACGUUUCUUUCCAUGAGGAGUUUGACCUAUCAGUUGUGACAACGCAAGUGGCGGGAAUCGGCCCUAUUGGUCCCCCCCGCCGCAUCGACCUAUCAGACGACAUUUGUAGUGUGGUGGGACAGCACGUGUGGAAGGUGGGCAGCGCAUCAGGGCUAACCCAGGGCACCAUAGCAGCAUAUGCAGUGGAGCACAGAGAGGGAGAGACGUCCCUCUUCACAGACCUCCUUAUUGUGGGCCGGGACGGCCAUGCAUUUGAUUGUGAAGGGGACUCGGGUGCGCUCGUGCUCAUGCUCCCCACUGCAGCAGCACAAUCACCCAUCAUGCUCGCCACUGCUGCACUGUCCGAUUUUCCCUCUAAUGGGGAAGGUGCUGGUGGUUCUGAGGAUGAAGCUGGAAGGGGGAAGAGAGGGCGAGGAAAGGAGAUUGAGGAACCAGAGAGGAAAGAGGAAGAGGAAGGGAAGGAGGGAGGAAAAGAGAGCGUGAGGAGGAGGCAACGAGUGGAAGGGUGA
Molecule: messenger RNA, 1344 nt
Organism: Closterium sp. Naga37s-1
Lineage: Eukaryota; Viridiplantae; Streptophyta; Zygnematophyceae; Desmidiales; Closteriaceae
Source: the annotation of a GenBank genome assembly